This is a messenger RNA of Sporothrix schenckii 1099-18, 1926 nucleotides long. RefSeq lists its product as uncharacterized. The transcript has a single exon. Bases 1 to 1926 code for a protein of 641 amino acids. The record is from RefSeq and is a predicted model, not a curated record. NCBI's taxonomy places the organism in Eukaryota, Fungi, Ascomycota, Sordariomycetes, Ophiostomatales, Ophiostomataceae.
AUGAACUCUGGAAGUCUUGCUCAGAUGUCUAACAACUCUUUUGGGGCCCCUGCCCUCGGCAUGCCCAUGUCUGGCCUGGCUUCGCGCCGUGGCGGCCAGAGCAUCAAGCCGCUCUCCAUUGACGCAGUCAAGCCCGGCACCGACAAGGACAACGGCCUGGUGACCCCGCGCACCAGCCGCUCGCACCUGCUGGCCGGUCUCCGGACCGCGCCCAAGUCGGCCACGGCUGCCACGUUCCCCCAGUCCCCGACCACUGCCGCGCCCGUCAAUAACAACAGCCAGCAAGCUCGCAACGGUAUGGCCAGUGGUCUGUAUGGUGGUGCUUCGGACCAUCAUGCCUACAGCAACGGCCCCAAGACGUCGCUGCCGCGCUUUGCCCAGUCGCAAACCUACAACAACCAGCACUACACCGCCGAAGAGAUUUUGGCCCCGCCCGAGAUCCAGAUCGACGAGCAUGAUGUCUCCACCGCUGACGCCGACUACGCUGAGCUGGUCGCCACCAACAUGUACCUGGCAGCCCAGAAGCAGCGCCUACAGCAGCAGCUGAUGUCGGUCCAGGCCGCUCAGCAGCAGUUCCAGAACCUGAACCUGGCUGGCGGCAACGGCGGCAAUGCCACCGCCCAACAGCAGGCGGCCGCUCUGCAGCAGGCUGCGUACCAGCAGAUGCUGUACCAGCAGCAGCAGCAGCAGCAGCAACCGCAGCAGCAGGUGUACGCCGUUGUGGACCCCGUCACGGGCCAGCAGACGCUGUACGUGGGCCAAGGCAACGCACAGCUCAACAACCACUACAUGGAGCAGUACAAUGCCAACUUGCAGCAGCUGCAGCAUCUCCAGCUUCUCCAGCAGCAGCUUCAGCAGCAGCAGCUCCAGAGCCAGCAGCAACAGCACCUCCAGAACCAGAACCAGAACCACCAGACGCAGUACCAGCAGCACCUCUAUCAGCCGUACCACAACCAGCAACAGCACCGCCAAGCCUCGCCCAUCUCGGCGCCGCGUGUCCAAGUGUCCCCGCCGCCCGGCGAGGAUGGUAGCCACUCGCACUCGAUGUACGGUGGCGGCCACCGUAACCUGUCGCCGCCCCGCCGCUUUGAGUCUUCGUCUGCCUCUGACCAGCACGCGCCGCUGCCGCCCCCGAGUGCCAACGCCUUCCGCCGCGGCCACAAGAAGUCGGCGUCGCUGGUUGCCUCCACCACGCUUGACGUUAACAACGCGUCCUCGUCCGCCAUCGAGCCGAAGUCUGCCGGUCCCAAGGCGACCAGCUUCCCGCCCAACGUGAUGCAGGCGCCGUCGCAGUCUCAGGCCAGCGGUACGUACGGCCCCGGUCAGGGUCGUGCUGGUGAGCACCCCGUGCGCCAACCCCGUGGUCCGCCCAACUUGGAAGAGCUCGUCCGCAAGCCCACGUCCAAGCACGAAGACAGCAAGAACUUUGCGACGCGCACGCGCCGGUCGGCCGUGCACAACCUGGUGCGCGCCGGUUUCACGCGCCGCCAAGGCACGGGUGGCAGUGGCAGUGGCAGUGGAAGCCCGGGCAGCAUCAGCCCCAUUUCGGAGACGACGGAGCACAACGACGAACACGAAGACCUGGCCACGCCUCUGACAGACGACGAGUCCGUGUCUGGCCGCAGCGGUUCGGGCAGCCUCAACGGCGACGACGUGGAGUGCUCGCUGCCGAGCUCGCGCACGUCGACGGGCAGCUGGGGCGCCAUUGGCUCGGAGCGCCCGGGCUCGCGCGAGAAGGAGAAGGGCCGCAAGAGCACCGAGUCGCUCAAGGACGCGGCCGCGACUGCCUCUUCGACGGAGUCGGGCCCCGGCAGCUUUGCGUCGAUGUUCAAGACGGUGGCCAAGCCGGCGUCGACGGAUGAGCAUCGGCGAGCGCCGAUGCUUGUUCUCUCCAACGCGGCCGAGAAGCGGCGGUUUGCUGUGUAA